Messenger RNA from Meloidogyne enterolobii, 2434 nucleotides. The record is from the annotation of a GenBank genome assembly. NCBI's taxonomy places the organism in Eukaryota, Metazoa, Nematoda, Chromadorea, Rhabditida, Meloidogynidae.
CAUGCCGGUUGGGUCGUUAUUUUCAAGUAGUGUUCGGCGAUGUUUUUGUACAUCUUUCGGGCGUUUUUCUUUGUUUAAAUCAAAUCUUGAGUUGGUGACAAGGAGGCGUUUGCAUACGAGUGUCCAACAUCGAGCUAUUAAUUGGAUUGUUUUAAACGAUGAUGGUUAUCAAAGUCCACACAGUGCUUUUUAUAUAGUAUUGCCAAAUGUACCAGAUGAGAACCCGCAAAAUAAUGUAUUGCUAGAAAGUUUAGAAUCUAAUAGUGAUUGGCCUCCAAUUUCUACAGGAUUGCCUGAUGAAUUUUAUCAAGGAACUGUUAAAUAUAUUCUUGAGAUGAGUGCAACUCUAGCUGAACAUGUGGAUUUUCUAGAAGAAGAAUUAAAACAAAAAGAUGCUUUAUUUACUUUUGACAAAGUUUUAUCUCCAUUACUCAAAGAUGAAGGAAAUGGUUAUUUUGCUCUCUCCUCUGUUCAAUUAAAGAUGUUAACAGAUUGGCCUGAAUGUAGUCUUACCGAUUGGAAAAAGGAUUUUGAGGCAAUUGAAAGAUUGUUAGUUAAUGAAAUGUCUGAUAGAGCUCAGCAUCAGAUUAUUGUUGAUUCUGUUAGGAGAAUACCAGAAUCAGAGCUGGCUAAAAUUAAUCCUUGGCAACGGCGUUUAGUAGAACUAUUGAAACUUGAAUGGGACAUGAUUGGACUUCAACCAGAUCCAAGAAAUAAUAACUUCCACGCAAAAGAACAAAAUUGGACGAAAGGGCUUCUUCAUGAGGCUAAAACUCAUGGAAAGAGAUAUUUAACAAGUCUUUUACUUGAUCCAAGAUACGCAAAUGUUCAAGUUAUGAUAAAAGAUCGAAAUCAACUUAAAUAUGUUCCUCUCAAAAUCUUAAAAAAGCUUUCUGUUGGAAAUGAUCCAGAAAAGGGUCCAUGGAAAGCAAGUACAGAUGAUUCUUCAAUGUUCGAUUUAUUAAAAUAUUCAAAUGCUCGAGAACAGAAGAAAGAACUAUGGGAUUCUUGGAUUGCUAGAUCGUCUUUUGCUUCCAAUGAUCAUCUUUUUAAUAAUUCAUUAACUAUUGAAGAAUUACGAAGUAUUUAUGAACGACUUUCACAACAUAUUGGCUUUCGAUCAACUGCUCAUCACCAACUUUCUACAAAAAUGAUUGGAAAUCCAGAAACUUUGAGGGAUUUUAUUGCUGGUCUUUACCAUCGUUUACGUCCAGUACUUAUCGAACGUUAUGAACAAUGGUGUCAAUAUGCAGAAAAAGAAGAGGGUAUAGAAACCUUUGGACAGUUACGUACUUGUGAUCUUUUUUAUAUUUGUAGAAGAGAAGCUGAACAUUUUCAUGGUGUUGAUACUCUAGAUUUAAUGAAUCAUUUUCCUGCUUGGCCAACUUUUGAGAAAAUUUUGACUGUUGUUCAAUUUGUUCUUGGCAUUGAAUUUAAGGAGAUAUUAGAUGAUUCCUUAGAACGGUGUCAUCCUUCUGUACGAAUAUAUGAAGUUACAGACAAAACAACCAAUGAAUAUCUUGGUCGUUUUUAUCUUGAUGCUUUUGCUAGAGACGGAAAAGUUGAUAAAGGGUGGAUUGCUAAUAUAUGGAGAUUAAAAGAUGAAAAUAAAGGAUUGGAUAAAUUAGUUUGGUUGGUUGGAAAUAUUAAAGAAGAGGAUGAAGUGUUACAUUAUGAAGAAUUAGAAGAUCUUCUUGAAAAUGUAGGCAUUCUUGUCCAUGCUUUGUUAACUCGUUCUCCUUACAUGCAUUUAUCUAGACCACACGCAAUGUACAGUCAAGAAUGGGAUGCUAGAGAUUUUUUAAAAAUAUUUUUAAAAUUUUUUAUUUCCAAACCUGAAUUGAUUCUUUCAAUGAGUAGUCCACAUUUGAAAAAUGGUCAUCUUUUAACUUUACAAAAAGCUCAAGACAUUUCCCUAGCAUUGGCAAGAGGAAAAUUUUGGGAUACUUGGAGAACUUUGUUCUGGGCAGAUUAUGACCUUUCAUUAUUUGAACUGGAAAAAUUUCAGUUAGAAAAAAAUUUUUUUUUUAUUUUUAAAUUAAAAAAAUUUUUUAGAGAUAAAUAUUAUUUGGAUCUUUACAAAGAAAUUUAUGCUGAAUAUUUUCCAUUCCCUAUUGAACAUAACAACUUCCAUCCAUGCUCUUUUAUACCUAUUUUUGUGCCACAUUCAAAUGCUUGUAUGUAUUACAGAAAAUUGUGGUGUGAGGCAUUAGCAUUAGAUGUACAUCAAACUUUUGAUAAUGAAGGGAACAAUUUAUCAACGGCAAAUAGAUUAAAACAAGUUUGGCUAAAUAAUGGUUCUUUAAAAUCCCAAUGGGAAAUGUAUACACAAUUUCAGGGACGCGAACCAAAUAUAUUGGCUAUCAGUAAUUUUUAUGACCCAAUUUUAAGUCCUUUAAUUAAUGAAGAAAAGAAGUAUGCUUUAGGUUGUUGA